Molecule: messenger RNA, 801 nt
Organism: Prunus armeniaca (apricot)
Lineage: Eukaryota; Viridiplantae; Streptophyta; Magnoliopsida; Rosales; Rosaceae
Source: the annotation of a GenBank genome assembly
AUGGGGCUUGACAAGCAAUGCCAAGGCCAAGCCAAGGCAUGGCAUGCCAAGCUCCCAAUAGCCUCACUCUCGAAAGCCAAGGCAUGGCAUGCCAAUAGCCUCACUCAAGCUUCCAAUAGCCUCACUCUCGCAAGCCAAGGCAAGACAUGCCGAGGCACGACAUGCCAAGGCAAGGCAUGUCAAGCUUCCAAUAGCCUCACUCUCGCAAGACAUGCCAAGGCCAAGGCACGAGAUGCCAACGCAAUGCAUGCCAAGGCUAAGCCAAGGCAAGGCAUGCCAAGGCCACGACAUGCCAAGGCCAAGGCACGACAUGCCAACGCAAGCAAGGCAAGGCAUGCCAAGGCAAGCCAAGGCAAGGCAUGCCAAGGCCAAGCCAAGGCAAGGCAUGCCAAGGCCAAGCCAAGGCAAGGCAUGACAAGGCCACGACAUGCCAACGCAAGGCAAGGCAAGGCAUGCCAAGGCCAAACCAAGGCAAGGCAUGCCAAGGCCAAGCCAAGGCAAGGCAUUCCAAGGCCACGACAUGCCAACGCAAGGCAAGGCAAGGCAUGCCAAGGCCAAGCCAAGGCAAGGCAAGGCAUUCCAAGGCCACGACAUGCCAACGCAAAUGCAAGGCAAGGCAUGCCAAGGCCAACCCAAGGCAAGGCAAGGCAUGCCAAGGCCAAGCCAAGUCAAGGCAUGCCAAGGCCAAGGCACGACAUGCCAACGCAAGGCAAGGCAUGCCAAGGCCAAGCCAAGAUACGACAUGCCAACGCAAGGCAAGGCAAGGCAUGCCGAGGCCACGCCAUGCCAAGCUUCCAAUAG